AUGACUUUUCUGCAAAUUUUUUGUCAUAUUCGGGUAAGCACACGGGUAAGUUUUAUCUCGCUGUGCGCUACCUCGAUGGCAGUCAAUACUGUGCGCGCAAUAAAAAGGGAGAUUGAUCUUGUUUUAGACGCAUACAAACGCGCUGAUGGAACUAAGGUUGACGGACGGAGACUGAUUGUUGACUACGAAAGAGGACGGACGCAGAAGUCAUGGCUACCAAGAAGGCUUGGCGGUGGAAAGGGAGACACGCGUCGAGCUAGGGAGUCUAGGGCUGCAAUGGAGGAACGAGAAGCUGCCGGUUUGCCUCCACUGGAUGUUCCUCGAGAUCGCGAUAGGGAUAGAGGUGAUUCGCCGCGCACACGUGAUAGCUAUCGUGACCAUGAGCGAAAUGGGUCGUCGCGUCACCGUAGUCGAUCUCGCGACCGCGGACAUAGAGAUCGCGGCUAUGAUCGCGAUCGCGGCUAUGGGAGAGACAGGAGAGAUAAUGGUUAUGGAAGAGAUGACCGUAGGAGCGGAUUUCGUGGUCCUCCUCCUCCAUACGGGCGGGACAGGAGAUAG
Strongylus vulgaris is the source of this 558-nucleotide messenger RNA. The record is from the annotation of a GenBank genome assembly. NCBI's taxonomy places the organism in Eukaryota, Metazoa, Nematoda, Chromadorea, Rhabditida, Strongylidae.